AUGGGCGACCGGGAGCGAAGUCGAUCGCCUCGCCGGCGGGACUUUGGCGACCGAGACAGGCCCAAAAAAACUGGUGGAUUUCGGUGGAAGGAAAAACGCCGUGAUGAUGAUUCUCGCGGAGAUGAUCGUCGACUAGAUCGAGGCUACAGGGACCGAAGUGACCGUCCUCGCUCGCCGCGCAGAGACCGCGAUGCUGAGCGUACGGGGGACCGACACAGAGACAGUCCCCGUGAGUACGACUCGAAACGUCGCGAUGCCCGCGAUGCGCCCCGAGAAGACCGCGAGAAGAAAGCGGAAAAGAGAAAGAGAGGAGAAAAAGCCAGUGAUACCACAGUCAUCAGAGCCUAUGAUUGUGAACUCUUCAAGGCCCAAGUUGCCGCUCGAAUUGGUCGAGAGCCUCAUGAGAUCCUUCUCAAGCGCCAGGGAGAACGACCAUUUAAGGAUCAGUUGACAUUAGAAGACUACGGUGUGAGCAACGGAGUUCAACUUGACCUGGAGGUUGGAACAGGCGAUUAA
Messenger RNA from Penicillium oxalicum, 516 nucleotides. Its product is annotated as ubiquitin-like protein HUB1. NCBI's taxonomy places the organism in Eukaryota, Fungi, Ascomycota, Eurotiomycetes, Eurotiales, Aspergillaceae. Gene Ontology annotation, biological process: mRNA splicing, via spliceosome; protein modification process. The record is from RefSeq and is a predicted model, not a curated record. Gene Ontology annotation, cellular component: nucleus; cytoplasm. Bases 1 to 516 code for a protein of 171 amino acids. The transcript is spliced from 3 exons. Gene Ontology annotation, molecular function: protein tag activity.